AUGCCUACUCCACUCGAUCGAGCAACUCAAUCCAAGAGUGCAUUUAUAGCUUUUGCCGGCAUCGUCGCCGCCGUCGGUGCAUGGACAAUAUGGGGAUCUGGCCCCAUGUUCCCUCCUGAGGCAGAUCCAAGUGGUGGCAAGACACUGAAAGCCUAG
Messenger RNA from Pseudovirgaria hyperparasitica, 156 nucleotides. RefSeq lists its product as uncharacterized. Lineage: Eukaryota; Fungi; Ascomycota; Dothideomycetes; Acrospermales; Acrospermaceae. The transcript has 3 exons. The record is from RefSeq and is a predicted model, not a curated record. The coding region runs from base 1 to 156 and encodes 51 amino acids.